UCUUGACCAGUAAGUACAAAUAUUUCACCCUGCAAUUUAUUUUUUGUCGCUACGUUUCAAAACCGACUUAAAAAUGGGAUGAAGUAUCGCACAAGCCAAAGGCCAAUAAAAUUCCGAUGAAAUUUUUUAAAAAAAAACACAUCCUUCAUUUUUAAUAGUGAUCGGACGCAAACGCUAACUAACACCGUUAACUCCCAAAUUUAACGGCGUGACGAUGAAGAGAAUCGUGAGGAUAUCAUUCACCGACGCGGAAGCCACCGAUUCCUCCAGCAGCGAAGACGACGAGCAGACAAACACCGAGUCGCCGCCGCCGCCGCGACGCCGAGGGAAGAGGUGCGUCAACGAGAUCGUCAUCGACCCGACCGAUUCCUCCGGUAAGAAGAAUCGCGAUCGCGGCGGGAAGACGCGGUUCAAGAUCAGGAUUCCGGCGAGGCUUGAGAAGAAGAAUAAGAAGUUCCGAGGGGUGAGGCAGAGGCCGUGGGGGAAAUGGGCGGCGGAGAUCAGGUGCGGCAAAGCUCGCGACGGACGGCCCGUUCGCGUAUGGCUUGGGACGUUCGAGACGGCGGAGGAAGCUGCUUUGGCGUACGAUAAGGCGGCGGUUCAGCUGAUCGGGCCUGACGCGGUGACUAAUUUCGGUUGUUCUAAGGCGGCGAAGGAAGGUUCCGAUGCUGGCACCUCCGCAGUGGCAUGAUCGUCUUUUGUUAAUUGAUUACUUUUUUUUUUUUACCUUUUUAACUUUUGUGAAUAAGUCAUAAUAACAUAUGUGCAGUUUUUUAAUUUCUCAUUCCGGAUUCUUGGUUUUAUUUAAACUGUACAUUGUGAUCUGUUUUUUUUUUUGUGUUUUUAUUUUAUUGUGCAGAUUUGGAAUCGCUUAUUGCUUGAAUUUUUCAUGUUUUAUGGA
Brassica napus (rape) is the source of this 901-nucleotide messenger RNA. Its product is annotated as ethylene-responsive transcription factor ERF069-like. The transcript has a single exon. Lineage: Eukaryota; Viridiplantae; Streptophyta; Magnoliopsida; Brassicales; Brassicaceae. Gene Ontology annotation, biological process: regulation of DNA-templated transcription. Bases 215 to 691 code for a protein of 158 amino acids. Gene Ontology annotation, molecular function: DNA-binding transcription factor activity; DNA binding. The record is from RefSeq and is a predicted model, not a curated record.